UUUUGUUAUAACCUCAUAGGUUUCAGUCAAACUUUGACGUCGAAUUAAUUUUCUGAUCUUUUUCUAUUUUGUCCUAUUUUUCUCCUAUAAUGCCUCCAAAGGAAAAGAAAACAAAGUUGGAGAGGAAAUUGGAAAAGCAGAAACGAAACCAAGAAAAGAAACGAGUACUUCUCUUCGAUCAUUUGGAGAGAGAAGUAAAAUAUGGAUUAUUGACCAGAAAGAAACAUGAGAGAAGCUGGAAACAAUUUGUCGCCAAAAUUGGCUUAGAGAGGAUAAGGGAAGAUUUGGAUUACACAUGGCAAAUUUUCGAGUGGACGCUAGAUAUAAAAGAUUGUACCAUUUCUGGGUUGAUGGAUGAAUUGAAUUUUUCUAAUGAGCAAUACACGAUGACUUUACGGAAUCAUAAUAUGGUCAUACGACAAUUACUGAAACAAAUGGACCAAGAACUGCAAAAACAGAAUGAGGAUUAUUUGAAAUCACUACAAGAGAUGAAGAAUUACUACCAAGAAAAAAAUAAGGAAUUCAUAGAAAGAUGCGAAGAGAUGAAAAUUACUAUAAAGACUUUACUGUAUCGCAUGGAAGUAGACAGUGAUAAUAUUUGUAGAGAGAGAAUGACACGUUAUUUUUGUGUAUUGGAAUCGUACAAUGCUGCUGAAAAUCAACGUGAGAGCGUCGAAGUUAUUUUCUCCAAAAAAAUGUCCAGAAUAUAUAAUCAAUCUAAGCAAAUUUAUAACGAAAACCUCUCUAGGAACGAAUUCUUUGCGAAAAUAGCACACAAAGAAAUUAUGGCUUUGGAACAAUCUAAAACGAUAAUAAGAAUCAAUUUGAAGAAGAUAGUAUACCUCAUCGAUGUUAUAAAAAAAUUGCAAGCGAAGUUAUAUUUCUUGUUCAAUACGGACGGUGAGCGUUUGAGACAGUUACAGGAAAAUCACGAAGAAUUCACUACAUAUUUAUUCAUUCUGAAGGAAAAACUUUUCAAAGAUAAUACACUAGAUACAGAGCGUAAGAAAUUACUCGUUUACAGGGUGCAGAACGCUUUAGAUUAUUUGAGGAGCAUCUGUAGAAAAGGGGAACUACUUAUGAAAUUCAUGAGUGUGAACAGAAGGUAUGAAACUGUCGAGGAGAAGGUUUUAUGCUAUCCCAUCAACCAGGAAUAUUCCUUGAAAGUUUCCUCUUCAAAAGUGCAUCAUGAAGCCAAUAUGUUAGGAGAAAAGUUGUUCCUGUUUCAUCAGAAAAUGGCUAAAGCAGAUGCUUCAAGGUGUGGAUAUUUUCUCAAACAGAGUUGCCCUCAUGGAAGAAAAAAAAAUUCUUGAGUUAGAACGCAUGCAGAUCAGAAAGAAAAUACAGGAUUUCUGUAUGUGUUGUGACUGUGAAAGCAAAUAUCCCACCCUAAAACGCGAAAAAAAUGAACGACCUUUAGGUUUUUGGGAAAGAACCGAACUAUCAACAUUUUUGAAGUGGAGAUAUCAAGUUAAAAAAGAUGAAGAGAUAAAGGUACAAGUACACGAGAUCCGAAAAAGAAUAUUCGGUGCAGAUAAAGGAAGAAGACAAGAUGAUAUGGGAGGUUUGGAAUUAGAGUGACUUAUAGGGCUUCGUAAUAAGAAAUCAGUAAUAUUUAUAUGUUUUCAGUAUGUUUCAACAUUAUUCUUAUGAAUAUUUCAAUGUAUGUAUUAAUGGUCAACAGUUGUAAUCAGCAUUUAUAUCUAAUUUUUUGUAAGUAUAAUUAUUUAGCUUUUUACUUUCCAAAUAAUACAUAUAUUUUUACUCA
This is a messenger RNA of Harmonia axyridis, 1768 nucleotides long. RefSeq lists its product as uncharacterized. The record is from RefSeq and is a predicted model, not a curated record. Gene Ontology annotation, biological process: axonemal dynein complex assembly; cilium-dependent cell motility; regulation of cilium movement. Gene Ontology annotation, cellular component: axonemal dynein complex; axoneme. The transcript is spliced from 3 exons. Lineage: Eukaryota; Metazoa; Arthropoda; Insecta; Coleoptera; Coccinellidae. Bases 90 to 1313 code for a protein of 407 amino acids.